AUGUAUGUACUUGUCCGUAUGUACUCUGUAUGUACUUGUCUGUAUCUGAAUUGUAUGAGUAUCAAGCUUCGCACUGGAUGUUUUUGCGCCAUGUUUUUUGCACCCAGCCAAAAACCGCCCAAUUCGGGGCAGGCCAGAGUUCCACCGGACGGAAAUGAAUUGGCAAAGGUGAACAAACAGAAAGAAAUACAAACGAAUAAUCAAGACGCUGGGUUUGGCCGAGAGAAGGCCCGUACGAGAGAAGAAUUUGAGCUGAAGAAACUAGAGCUGGAGAAACUAGAGCUGGAACCGAUUUACGCUAGCUUUGAGAUGCAAGGAGGAAGAACUAAAGGUAAAGGUGGAAGGGGUGAAGAAAGUCAUGGAAGUAAGUGUAAGGAUACAAGUGACGAAAGCAGAAACACGAUCAAGCAACACAAUGACAGUUCUUACACAGAGAAACAUCACUACGCCGAAAGCGAAAUUAGCGACUUGGAUCUUUCAGGCUUGGGUGGCGGCAGAGUGGUCUCCGCAGACAAGAGAGAAGCUGAAGAAAGCCAGGCCAUAGGUGGUGAAGAAACCCAACUGCGCCGGUCUUACUUUGAUCGGCAGAGCACCACAAACAAAGAGUGGAAUGCGGAGGAAAACCCACAGGCGACCCUUGGGAUACUCGAAAUCUCAACAAGCAGCAUUCCCAAAGCAAACACCGUAAGUAUAUUGGGAAAGAUAGACUUUGGCGAUACCCUUCCAGAGUCUAAAGUUUCUAAAAAUACGCCCGUGCCUGGAGCCCAUGGUUGCCACGGCGAGAACACAUUGAAGGCAGAAGCAAAGGCGGAAACCAGCCACGGCGCCAUUCCACUUCCAGCCAGCACCAUUCCACUUCCAGCCAGCACCAUUCCACUUCCAGCCAGCGCCACCACAUCCAAGCCAGACACCAUUUCCAGUCUUUCCAACUCCGCCAACUUCCCCGCCUCCGCCAACCUUUCUGCGCUCGCCAAUUCUGCACGUUCAAACCCCACCGCCAACCCUCGUUCCACAGAGCUUGCCAACUCGGCCAAUUUCCCCGCGUCCGCCAAUCUCUCUGCGCUAGCCAAUUUAUCAGCAGGAACUUCAGGCAACUCCAACAGCGCUCAAUGCUCCGGGUCUCCUGACUUGGCCCAGGCCGACUCGCAAGCAAAGUCACUGAUGCCGUUGGAUUCGCCAGAUGCGGGCGAUGCCAGCAAUGCCAGCAAUGCCAUUGUGGGCGUCGAGGGCGCCCAAGCGGGCGCCUUGCGUCUUGUGCGCGAACUCGCGGCGUCCGAGCUAACUUUUGUGGCGGGCUUGCGUCUCUGGGCCAAUCUUGUGCUCGACCCGCUUGCCGCGCGCUGCAGACACCUCGGAAUCUCGUGCGCGCCGCUCCUCCAGCACAGGGCGACCGUGCUCCACAUGGCCCGGAUCCACCAGGCGUUUUGCUGCGAGCUCGAACAUUCCACGCCGGCUCGGGCGGCGGCGGCGCUUGAAAAACUUCUCGGCGACCCCGUUUACUGCGCGUAUCCGGGAACGGCGCAUGCCGUGGCGUCGCUCAUUGCGCGCCGAAUCGCGCCGUUCGACACCGACUAUGCGUCUUGCAUCGGGCGCUUUUUGGAGCGGCACCAGCCGCCGCAUCGCCACUUGGACUUGUCGCCGGGGCUGUUUCUCUCGCAGCCCAUUCUGCGCGUGGCCCGCUACCGGCUUUUCCUUCUUGGUUUGGCGGCGCUCGAGCCGCAACUGCAAUGUUUCUCGCGGGCGCUCGAGGCGUCGACGGGGCUUUUGGCGCGGGCCAAUGCGGCCGCCGAGCGAGACGCUGCGCGCGCGCGCUUUCUUGUGCUCAUGGACGAGCGCAUCGACUUUGGGCGCACGGGCUUCUGCGCUGCCUUCUUUGGCGCGGUGCGGUGCGCGGCGGCGCCUGAAGUGGCGUGGGUGGAGGCGGGCGCCUUUGGGCCGCGCGCCGUGUUCCCGCGCCGAAUGAGACUCUACAUCCACGCACGGCACUUUUUGGUGACGCAGAUAAAGGGCGGUGCCGAGCGCAUCCGCCUCAUCGUGCCCAUCCGCAACUGCCAACUCUGCCCGCUGGCUCUGAAACAGGAAGGGCUCUGGACGGCAAGUCUGCGGGCGCUCAAGAUCUUGUUUGCGCGGGGCGCGGCGCGCCACGAAGUUUUGUUCGCAGGCGCCUCGCACCACGAGCUGGCGGAAAUCAGGCGCUGCUGCGGCCACUUUUCGCAGGAGCCCUUGUCGCCCGAGGCAGAGCCAGCCAACGACAUUGUGAUAGGGCCGCGGUUGGCCCAGGCGUACGGAGCGAUAUGUGUGGUUUUGGAGGCGGAAAGUUAG
Clavispora lusitaniae ATCC 42720 is the source of this 2322-nucleotide messenger RNA. RefSeq lists its product as uncharacterized. Gene Ontology annotation, molecular function: guanyl-nucleotide exchange factor activity. NCBI's taxonomy places the organism in Eukaryota, Fungi, Ascomycota, Pichiomycetes, Serinales, Metschnikowiaceae. The record is from RefSeq and is a predicted model, not a curated record.